AUGACUGAUAGAAACUGUUCAAGCUCAUCUCUCGUCACGGUGACGUUGAAUGGUGCAAGCCCUAGCGGCCCUGAUAAAAUCGUCAGACAAUCUACCAGAGCUAUCGAUUUGCAUUCACGGUAUUCUGAGACCGUGCGCGGGAACGAGGACAUGGCGCUAGUGUACCUCCAAAAACACCCAUCGACUGCAGGGACCUACGGACCAGAAGUCGCUCGUUUACCUCCAACGCCGGGUAACAAAGUGCCGCCUUUCUUCGUUCCCAAUAAAACUCCCAUCUCAGACAUGGAACUGGAGAGUGCGGUGUGUGUAGCGACAGGCUGGGGAUUGACGAGGCGUAAGUAA
Cooperia oncophora is the source of this 342-nucleotide messenger RNA. The record is from the annotation of a GenBank genome assembly. Lineage: Eukaryota; Metazoa; Nematoda; Chromadorea; Rhabditida; Trichostrongylidae.